GGAGAAAGAGAGGAGGGGAGGGGGUGGAGCUGGUGGUGGGUUACAGUUCUGGAAUGUGCGCGCGCUCCCGACUCUCUCUGUUCUCGUCGGCCGCGCCGCGCAGCACAGACAGACUCUCGUGCGCGCGCAGCCCGCGACAGGUCUGGAAGUGCAAGGAGGAGGCAGGAAAACGCUGUUGGAGCGGGGAAUGAUGGCGGUGAGGAAGAAGAAGGCACAAGUUUAAUGCUGUAAAACGGGGACAUUGUGGGCCAACUUUCGGCGUCUAACACGAUGCAGCGAGUAGGAGAUGACUUCGCUGAGAGUGUUUAGUUAAGACCACUGUACUACAAAGAAGCUCCGCCGGACCCAUGGCACCACUUGCGUAAAGCUAUAGUUCACCAACAAAACAACAACAGGCUCUCCAAAACCGGCUUUUCUAAUUGGGCUGCAAUCACAAACAAAAGGCAAACAUGAUCAAAGCGGAAAGCAAAGGAGGCGAGAGGACCCUGAGGAGCGCUUCCCCUCACAGAAAUGCAUACAAGUCUGACUUCCACACCAUUAAGUGUACUUUUGAUGGGUCGAAAUCCGAAGGCGACACCAAAUCAUAUGUAAAUGGCUCCAGUGACAACCGGGAGGACUCAAGAGGAAGGCCUUUUGGCAACAGAGUGAACAAGAUAAAGAACAUCUUCCUACAGAUGGAUGGUCAGCAACAGGAGUGCCAAGAGGUGAAAGUGACUCCUAAGCCUGAUGUGGCCCUGGUGGCCCCGGUGUCCCCAGUGGCCCCUGUGUCCCCACCAAAGCUGCAACUUCCAGUCAGCCCUCCUCGAGCUAACCUCAACAGUGCCACAAGCCCAGAAUCACAACAUUUAGAUAAAACACCCAAGGGGGAAGAUGUUGAGAUUGACAAAGUGGCUUUGGCAGAGAAGUUUUCUUCGACCAGAAAACUCUUUGAAAGGGGCAUCAAAGAGCAGCCUGCAGCAGAAAAGCAGUCACCAAGCAGGGUAGUAAAUCGCUUGUCCCUUGGAAGUGCCUCUGAUGAAGGGAAAAGCACAAGGAGAGUAUCAGGAUCGUCUGAGAUCAUUAUAAAAUCAGAGCAAACGCCAACAUCAACAGAUAAAUGUCAACUGGAGGGGAAAGUCAAUGGUGAGAAAAAGCAUGUAUCUAGAGUAUCAUUGAAUGCAGGACCCAUAUCCAAAAAGUUGGACAAUUACAUGGUAGAGAAUGACUUGGAUGAGACAAACACAGCUGCUAAACAACACAGUACCACUGAACACUUACUGUCUUCAUCUCCAACAAGAGACAACUCACAGAAAUCUACUUCAACUGUUAAAGAUGCCACUAACUCUACCCAUGUGACUGUUGCCACUAACAACAAUACAUCCCAGACGACGUGUGUCACAAACAAAUCAACGGUUUUGGGGUCAAGCAUGAAGCCAACCAGCCCAACUACUAAUGCAGCAUACAAAACAAAUUCUCCAACAACUGAUGCCACUCACAAACCCCUCUCACCAGAGCAAACAACCCCAGUUAGCCAUGGCUUCAAACGCUCCUCAUCAUCCAGUGAUGGAUUCAGUAGGACAUCUGUUGGUGGGGAUGAAGGCAAGCCACAUAGUUCGCCCCCAGGGGAUGUUAAGCAACCUUCUCCAUCAGCUGCUGGGUUUCAGAACACCAACAGGGUUAAAUACCCUGAAAAAGCCAGAAGUAAUGACACUGUGGUAGAUAGUCCUGCCAGAGACAAGCCAUCCAGCCAGACCUCAGCCCUGGACUCCAGAGGGGUGGGGGUGGUACGGGCAGAACUGGUAGUAGUUCAGAAUGAGUCUUCAGAGAGUGAGGAGAAUGACGAUGAGAACGUUGAAGAUAAUGUAUUUGAGGAACAGAAGGGGAAAAGCCCCAAAGACAACCUUCUAACAGACAUGAAAAGAACAUCUCCACCAGAAAAACAGAACUGUAAAACUGCACGUGUCUUAGCGAGAGAAGUCUCUAAAGAGACACAAAGGAUAGAAGAGACUGUGGGUGAAGGAAGAGUCUUGGAGGACAGUGGGGCAAAAGGGUUGAAAAGGGAUAGACAGGAAGAAGAAGAAGAUGAUGAUGAUGAUGAUAAUCGAGAGGAAGAUGAGGAGGUCGCAGAGGAGGAGGGUGAGCUGGAGGAGCAGGUGGGCCAGAGCAUCCUGGAUAGAGCCUCACCAGUAGUGUACGGUAUUGAGAAUGCAGCAUUUGUGGAUGACAGAGAUGUAGACCAGGUCCUCAGGGAAGAAGAAGAGGAGGAGGAGGAUCAAAUGUAUGGGGAUUAUGACGACUGUUACGAGAUGAUGGGUCUGUCGGAUGAGGAGGAGCCUCCCCCAAAGAGGAAAAUCAACUUCUCUACAGACCCCAUUCAGGUCUUCAGUACCUUUUCCAACGAGGAUUAUGACCGGCGGAACGAUGAUGUGGAUCCAGUCGCAGCGUCUGCGGAGUACGAGCUGGAGAAGAGAGUGGAGAAGAUGGAUGUGUUCCCUGUGGAGAUUGAGAAAGGAGACAAUGGACUUGGCAUCAGUAUCAUAGGAAUGGGAGUAGGAGCUGACCAGGGUCUGGAGAAGCUGGGCAUUUUUGUGAAAACCAUAACAGAGAACGGAGCCGCUGAACAUGAUGGACGCAUACAGGUGAAUGACCAGAUAGUGGAGGUGGAUGGGACCAGUCUGGUGGGCGUCACACAACUGUUUGCUGCAACUGUCCUGAAGAACACCAAAGGCACAGUGAGGUUCCUGAUUGGACGGGAGAAGCCAGGAGCGCAAAGCGAGGUAGCCCGCCUUAUAAGUGAGACACUAGAGCAGGAGAAGCACCAGGAGCAGGAGCAACAUCACCUGGACGACCCGUAUGAACACUCUACAGAGGAAGAGGAGCCCUAUGAGGAGGAGGAGGACGGAGUGGAGGAGAGGAUUUUGUGCUCCAGUUUCUCCCCAACAGAGAACGCAGAGCUGUAUGAGCUGCCUGAUUCAGAGGCUCUGUUUCUGCCAAGCAACAUGGACAGCUCUCAGAUGGUCUUCAAGUUCAAAGAGCUGCAGCUCAAACACGGCAUUGUUGCAGCCGAAAUAAAUCAACUAAAGGAGAAGCUAAGGUUAUCUGGGGAGGACAGAUCCUUGUGGGAAGCCAGGGAGUCUGCACUGGAGCUAAAGAUGGAGGAAAGCAACAACAACACCCAGAAGUUUGAGACUUACUGGCUGGAAGCCCAGAGUCUUUGUAAAGUCGUAAAUGAACAAUUAGCUGAGACCCAGGCCCAGCAGGAGACUCUGGACAAGAAGUACAACAAGGCCAAGAAACUGCUCAAGGACUACCAGCAGAAAGAGAUAGACUUUGUGAAGAAAGAGGAGGAGCUGAAAAAAGUUCUAGAUGAAAAAGACAAGUGCUACAAGGAUCAGCUGGGGAGCUUACAGAACAGGAUAGCUCUCCUGGAGUCCGGCGCAGGCGUGGAGCGUCACAGUGGUCCGGGGUCAGGAGCAGACGAGAGAUUGAUCGGCCCAGACCCCGUCACCAGCACACAGUCUGUUGACUCAAUACCAGAACAAGACUGGAGCGAGUGUGUUCCUGAGACUGAGCGCUUGGACACCAGUGCUCACAGAGCUAAGGGCCUGCUGGCUCAGAAGGCCAAACGUCAGCUGCCGUCUCGCAGCAAACUGAAGGAGAGCCUGGCAGGGGCUUCAGGUCACGCUCAGGACUCUGAAGAAGAUGAGGAUCAGGAGGAGCAGGAGUCCCCCAGGAGGAGGAGGUCCAUCCAGGAGAGCCUGUCCCUCCCCGUGCCUGUCUGCUAUCCUGGGAAUGGACAGAAAGGGGAUCCAGGAGAAAGAAGAGAUGGCUCCAGGAGUAAGGCUGAGCUCUCACAGGGAGAGAGUGCUGAGAGCAGCGGGAGUCCUUCUUUGUGUUCUCCAAAAGACAUCUCGUCCCCGCACUCCCCCUCUGGAUUAAUGCGGAAUGUUAAGAAAAGGGAACCGAAAGGGAAAAACAAAGACUCCAAAGAGGAUCUAAAUGAGGUCUCCUCAGCAGGGAAACCUAAAAGGAGAUUUCCAGACUUUGGAGGCCUCCGGAAGUCGGGAGGCAAAGGGAAAAAACACGACAAGGAGGCGAUGAGAGUGUCUUUGGACAGCAGGGGAUCAGCAGAGAUCCUGGAGGAGUCUGGAGGAAACCUUUCUCCUGCAGACUCCAUGACGUCCAUCCCCACCUGCAUGCCCUUCUCCUGGUUUGGAGACAAAGACAGAGACAGAGAGCCCUCGUCCUCCAGCAGCAGUCUGCCGUACGCUGCCACCGAGACCAGCAGCGAGCAGAGCCAGGACCGCAAGAACAAGACAAAUCUCUCCUGGUCCUCUUUAUUCAGUCGCUCAUUAGAUUUGAGUUUUUCAGUCAUAGAUGAUUCUAGCGCUGCCAGUCCCAGUACAGAGCUCUCUGGGUUAGUCGCUGAACCCAAUCUGUCUGGGCGCUCACACACUUUAAUCUUCUCUUCCAGCGAGACUCUGGAUGAUGAACCAAUAACUACAGGGAAAGAGUAUCAGUGGCAGAACCGGCCCGUCUCUGAAUGGACCAAUCAGCAGGUCUGUCACUGGCUGAUGGGCAUGAAUAUGGACCAAUACACUCCUGAGUUCACAGCGAAGGGCGUGGACGGCCAGCAGCUCCUGAACCUGGACAGUGACAGGUUGAAGGCACUCGGUGUGUCGAGUCAGAGCGACCGUUCGAAUAUGAAGAAGAAGCUGAAGGACAUGCGCAAGGCCCAGGAGAAGAUGGAGAAACAGAAAGAGAAGAAAGAGAAGGAGGUGCGGCGCAGCGGGAAACUUCCAGUCAGUCCGGACUCUUUCUGCUGAGCCAGCAGAUCUGUUCUCUGAAUGAUGCAGCUCAUAAAGUUCCUCUCUACCCUGAGCAGCCCUCUUUAUUCUCCUGGUGCCGUGAUGUUCCUCCAACAGAACACCUGCAGGAGUGUAACCUGUCCCACUGAGAGACACGUCACUCUUCCUGUUCCUCCCCCAUAACACACACAAACCAUUCUGACUGAAAGAUGGGGAAUGUCAAAAAACCUGGGUAUGUGACCAAAAGACGAUCCUAACAUUUGUUACCACUAAAAAGCUAGAGGCUCUAAUGUAGUUGUUGAGAUCACGCACACAUUUACCAAUGGAAGUCAAAUGUAUACUGCUUUUUCAGCAUUUUAUAUUUUUGCUAGUAUAACUCACCUGUUUCCAUGUACUCUGCUGCAGGAACGGAUAUUGUACAGUACAGAUAAAAGCACUAUAUUUGUCUUUUAAGCUUCAAUGAGCGACAAGGUUUUAAAUGUAUAAAAAAGUUUUAUACAUGUGCUUAUUAACUGCAUAUCUUUUUUUUUACUUUACCAUACCAUUGUACAUUUUUCUACUAAGUAGAAUAGCUGUGGUUUUUGCUGAAUGAAAAGCAGCAAACAGAUCAGAUGUGGCCGAGGGGAGUUCUGCUUCUGUCCCCUGUGUGUGGAGGAUGGUACCACGGUGCUCUGAGUAAACACACACAGCAUGCAGGUCUGCUACACACACACACACACAGCGCCGCUCCAUCAGGCGGCAGGUGUGUCUACGACAAGGACUUUUGUGAGUCCAGAACUGCUUCUUUUCUUCUUCUCGUGCAUGACUCCAUGUUCUGUAUGCAAUACGACAUGUUGGACUACAAGAAAAUCGUGUUUUCCACAUCUUCUAAAUCAGAGAAAUACUUGGUACAUACAGCAUCAAUAAACUAAUUUUCACUUUA
Messenger RNA from Gymnodraco acuticeps, 5709 nucleotides. It is a transcript of the gene ppp1r9ala, whose product is annotated as protein phosphatase 1 regulatory subunit 9A-like A. The coding region runs from base 450 to 4805 and encodes 1451 amino acids. Gene Ontology annotation, molecular function: actin filament binding. The record is from RefSeq and is a predicted model, not a curated record. Lineage: Eukaryota; Metazoa; Chordata; Actinopteri; Perciformes; Bathydraconidae. Gene Ontology annotation, cellular component: postsynaptic density; actin cytoskeleton; dendrite. The transcript is spliced from 20 exons. Gene Ontology annotation, biological process: neuron projection development; calcium-mediated signaling; actin filament organization.